Messenger RNA from Limulus polyphemus (Atlantic horseshoe crab), 3114 nucleotides. Its product is annotated as potassium voltage-gated channel protein eag-like. The record is from RefSeq and is a predicted model, not a curated record. Gene Ontology annotation, molecular function: voltage-gated potassium channel activity. Bases 142 to 3114 code for a protein of 990 amino acids. Gene Ontology annotation, biological process: regulation of membrane potential; potassium ion transmembrane transport. Gene Ontology annotation, cellular component: membrane. Lineage: Eukaryota; Metazoa; Arthropoda; Merostomata; Xiphosura; Limulidae. The transcript has 11 exons.
AAAGGACAGGAAAGCCCUGAGAAACUACAGACUUGUUGUUAGUAAAGAGGAAAAAAAGAGUUGGAUAACUAGAGACUCAUGAUUUACUGUUUCCAGACUUGAGCUCCAGGAUUUACGAGCCCACCCUUUAGUGAUGACAUAAUGCCGGUUGGGAGAAGAGGUCUUGUUGCUCCCCAAAACACCUUCUUGGAAAACAUCAUCAGGAGAUAUAACUCUCUCCCUGCCUCCAGUUUUCUCCUAGCUAAUGCCCAGAUUAUGGACUAUCCUAUCGUCUAUUGCUCCGAGAACUUCUGUAAAAUAACGGGCUACAAGCGGGCUGAGGUGAUGCAGAAGUCGUGUCGCUGUGGCUUCAUGUACGGUGAACUUACAGACAAGGACACCAUCACCGACAUCGAACAUAGUCUCGAGAAACAGGCCAUCAACCAGUUCGAAAUUCUGCUUUACAAGAAGAAUAACACUUCCGUAUGGCUGUUACUGCACAUCACACCUAUAAAGAACGAAAAAAAUGUGGUGGUCCUGUUUCUUCUCACCUUCAGAGAUAUCACAGCUAUCAAACAACCUUUAGAAGACGAUGCCAGCAAAGGACUCAGCAAGUUUGCCCGAUUAGCCCGAACUGUUACCAGGACUCGCUCCGUUUUUGUCCAACAGUCCUCAUCUCAUUCACCCCUUGUGAAGUCCAACAAUACCAAACAAUCUCAGAUCGCUCACAUGAUGAGCUUGAGUGCCGACGUGAUGCCUCAAUACCAACAAGAAGCUCCCAAGACCCCGCCUCACAUUCUUCUUCAUUACUGUGCCUUUAAAGCCCUAUGGGAUUGGAUCAUUCUGUGCCUCACCUUCUACACCGCCAUCUUGGUGCCCUACAACGUGGCCUUCAAGAAUAAAACCAGCGAGGAUGUCAGUUUCCUGGUGCUUGACAGCAUUGUUGAUGUCAUCUUCUUCAUUGACAUCGUCCUCAACUUCCACACAACGUUCGUCGGUCCGGGUGGCGAGGUGGUUUCUGAUCCCAAAGUCAUCCGGAUGAAUUAUCUGAAGAGCUGGUUCAUCAUAGAUUUGUUAUCCUGCCUUCCUUAUGACGUUUUCAACGCUUUCGACCAUGAUGAUGACCAGGGAAUCGGUAGCCUGUUCAGCGCCCUGAAGGUUGUCCGGUUGUUGAGACUGGGGCGUGUAGUCCGCAAGUUAGACCGCUAUCUGGAGUACGGAGCCGCCAUGUUGAUCCUACUUCUAUGUUUCUACAUGUUGGUAGCGCAUUGGUUGGCGUGCAUCUGGUACUGUAUUGGUCUCAGCGAUGCCGAGAACGGCUUCGUCUACGGCUGGCUGUGGAGACUGUCUAAUACCACCCAACAACCUUUCUAUUUCGACUCUUCUAAUACGACGUACAAUAUGAAACUAACUGGCGGUCCUCCAAGAGAGACCAUGUACGUGACAUCUCUCUACUACACCAUGACCUGCAUGACCAGCGUGGGGUUUGGCAACGUGGCUUCCGAAACGGAUAACGAAAAGGUUUUCACCAUCUGCAUGAUGGUGAUUGGAGCUCUUCUGUACGCCAUGAUUUUUGGCCACGUGACCACGAUUAUUCAGCAGAUGACGUCAGCAACAGCACGCUACCACGAGAUGUUGAAUAAUGUCCGUGAGUUUAUGAAGUUACACGAGGUUCCGAAAGCAUUAAGUGAGCGUGUUAUGGAUUACGUGGUGUCUACAUGGGUCAUGAGCAAAGGGAUUGAUACCAAAAAGGUGUUAAGUUACUGUCCAAAAGACAUGGCAGCAGACACAUGUGUCCAUCUAAACCGGAAAGUAUUUAACGAACAUUCGGCUUUUCGACUCGCCAGUGACGGCUGUUUACGUGCUUUAGCUAUGCACUUUACAAUGGAUCAUAGCGCUCCUGGUGACCUCCUCUACCACACUGGGGAAAGCAUCGAUACUUUGUGUUUCGUAGUGUCUGGGUCACUGGAGGUCAUUCAAGAUGACGAAGUAGUUGCUAUAUUGGGUAAAGGUGACAUCUUUGGUGACGUGUUCUGGAAAGAGCCUACGAUUGGCCAGUCUUGUGCUAACGUUCGGGCCCUGACGUAUUGUGACAUCCACGCUAUUAAAAGGGAUAAACUUCUGGAAGUACUCAAUUUUUAUCACGCCUUCGCCAACUCUUUUUCUAGGAACCUUUCUCUAACUUACAACCUGAGGCAUAGGUUGAUAUUUCGCAAAGUAGUUGAGUUGAAGAAAGAAAGGGAAUUGGAAGACAGAUGCCGAACCGAGCCCAUGCAAGAGAUUACCCAGGAUCACCUUAUGAGUAAGUUCUUCUCUCGCUUCAGGAGGAACGGUUCGGCUGGCAACCAGGUGGUCUCAAUGGCAAGUCCAGAUAUGGAGAAUGGAGAACGACCAAAGUCCAGUGGUAGUGAAAUAGGACCACUCAAGAAAAAUCACGCCUUUAUUAAGCUAUUGAAUAUUCCUGAGGUGUUGGGAAAUAAUAUCGCUUCAGGAAGAGCUGCGAAAUGGACACCGGCAAUUGAACUCACCAAAACUAAAGGGAUCGGUGGGGACAACAAAGAAAACCAGGGUGCUACAGAAAAUUUAAGUUUUACUCAAACUGGUGAGAUAUUAGCCAAAAACACGGACUAUCUACAUGAGGUAAAAGACUCAAAAGUUUUAACAAAGUGGUCCAAAGCCUUACCGCACCAAGAGAGGUUCGAAGGAAUAGCUGAACCUGGUCGUCAACAGGUAUCUUAUAUAGACAAUGAAAACAAUAAUUCUUCAAAUAUUAGUCCGGGAUACAGUAAAAACUUCUUUCAUCGGCAGGAACAGAAGGAUGGGGGCAGACAUUAUAAUUUUGAAAGUGGUCAUUUUUCGUCACGUCCUUUUUCACCACGGAACUUGUCCAACUCGGACUACCAGCAGAUAAUUGCUCACCUUAUGGAUCUGCGAGUGGAUCUGAAGCUAGAAGUCCAGCGGUUAAGUCAGAAAGUUACCAAAAUGGAAGAAGGAAUGACAGUAAUUCUGGACCACAUUCCGAAAUGUGUUGCUACUUCAGAACAGUUCUCAACAAUUAGAGGAUGCCAUUGCUCGGCUGACUCGAAACAGACGUGUGGAGAAAUGAGUGCACAGGGAAUGUCGGAACAGAUAUAG